AUGAAGGCGGCCCGCUUCGUGUUGCGCAGCGCCGGCUCGCUGAGCAGCGCCGGCCUGGUCCCCCGCGAGGUCGAGCAUUUCUCGCGCUACAGCCCAUCCCCGCUGUCCAUGAAGCAGCUGUUGGACUUUGGUUCAGAAAAUGCAUGCGAAAGAACUUCUUUUGCGUUUUUGCGGCAAGAAUUACCUGUAAGGCUAGCCAAUAUUCUAAAGGAGAUUGAUAUUCUCCCUGAUCCAUUAGUAAACACCUCUUCAGUACAACUGGUUAAAAGCUGGUACAUCCAGAGCCUGAUGGAUUUGGUGGACUUCCAUGAGAAAAAUCCAGAGGACCAGAAAGCAUUAUCUGAUUUUAUAGAUACACUUGUCAAAGUUCGGAAUAGACACCACAAUGUAGUCCCUACAAUGGCACAAGGAAUCAUCGAGUAUAAAGAUGCCUGUACUGUUGACCCAGUCACCAAUCAAAAUCUUCAGUAUUUCUUGGAUCGAUUUUACAUGAAUCGAAUUUCUACCCGUAUGCUGAUGAACCAACACAUUCUUAUAUUUAGUGACUCACAGACAGGAAACCCAACCCACAUUGGAAGUAUUGAUCCAAACUGUGAUGUGGCCGCUGUUGUUCAAGAUGCCUUUGAGUGCUCAAAGAUGCUUUGUGAUCAGUAUUAUUUAACAUCACCAGAAUUAAAACUCACACAAGUGAAUGGAAAACAUCCUGGUCAGCCAAUUCACAUUGUGUACGUUCCUUCUCACCUUCAUCACAUGCUCUUUGAACUAUUCAAGAAUGCAAUGAGGGCAACAGUUGAACACCAGGAAAAAUGGCCUUCUCUUACACCAGUUGAAGUGAUUGUUGUGUUGGGAAAAGAAGACCUAACAAUUAAGAUUUCAGACAGAGGAGGUGGUGUUCCUCUGAGGAUCACUGACCGACUCUUCAGUUACACCUACUCCACUGCACCAACACCUGUGAUGGAUAAUUCCCGGAAUGCUCCUUUGGCUGGUUUUGGUUAUGGCUUGCCAAUUUCUCGUCUAUAUGCCAAGUAUUUUCAAGGAGAUCUGAAUCUCUACUCUUUGUCAGGAUAUGGAACAGAUGCUAUCAUCUACUUAAAGGCUUUAUCUUCAGAGUCUGUAGAAAAACUCCCAGUUUUUAACAAGUCAGCUUUUAAACAUUAUCAGAUGAGCACUGAGGCUGACGACUGGUGUAUUCCCAGUAAAGAACCAAAGAACCUAGCGAAGGCAGACGUGGCUGUGUGAAGAAGGACACCAUGACACUGAAGGGAUCAAAGUGCUUCUACGCCAGUGCAGCUUCCUGAAUGUUUGCAUGUAAACGUGUGUUUCCUCACAAACAACCAACAGCAACAGAAACUCCUUGAUCAGACCACUGAGUGACAAGGAAAGAGGCUUGUUUCUGUGACCUAGGAAAAACGUAGUGCUCGAUUACAGGCAUUAAACAACUCUUCAUUUUACUUCAUUUAGAGUAGCUCUUAAGUUUCUAUCAAAUCCUGAAGAAGAAAUAGCCCUCAGCUUCCCAUCUUUUUACCAAAGACUGGGAAGAAGAAUGAAUGCGAAGACAAAGGUUAAUAGUUUC
Chrysochloris asiatica (Cape golden mole) is the source of this 1573-nucleotide messenger RNA. RefSeq names its product pyruvate dehydrogenase kinase, isozyme 4 (gene PDK4). The transcript has 11 exons. Gene Ontology annotation, biological process: regulation of glucose metabolic process; protein phosphorylation. Gene Ontology annotation, molecular function: pyruvate dehydrogenase (acetyl-transferring) kinase activity. Gene Ontology annotation, cellular component: mitochondrion. The coding region runs from base 1 to 1239 and encodes 412 amino acids. NCBI's taxonomy places the organism in Eukaryota, Metazoa, Chordata, Mammalia, Afrosoricida, Chrysochloridae. The record is from RefSeq and is a predicted model, not a curated record.